This is a messenger RNA of Anopheles arabiensis, 5971 nucleotides long. RefSeq lists its product as uncharacterized. Gene Ontology annotation, cellular component: cytosol. The coding region runs from base 162 to 3776 and encodes 1204 amino acids. The record is from RefSeq and is a predicted model, not a curated record. Gene Ontology annotation, molecular function: mRNA binding. The transcript is spliced from 5 exons. Lineage: Eukaryota; Metazoa; Arthropoda; Insecta; Diptera; Culicidae.
AAAGUCGCCAUUUUAUUCAUUCGUCAUUGUUCAUCCACUUGUUCUGGAUUAACUGGCUGCUCGUGUGGUUUGUGAAAAAGAAAAUUCUAGGAAACCCGGAAAUAAGUGGUUUUAAAUUUGUGACUACCAGUUUGCUGUAAGUUUUAAAUUCGUGAACAAUAAUGACUGACGCCGAGAAGACCGCACCAGAAACCACCGCCGAAACAAAGGAAACGACCAAAGCGGAAAACGAUGGAACUGAAGGCGAUGUGCAAAAGGACAACGAACACCAACGUACGAUCAAUGUUGGUAACUUGCCGAAAGAUAUUACGGAGCAGCAGCUGCGUGAUCACUUCGCGGGGCAUGAGGUAGAGCGCGUUGAGAUUUAUCACUAUCUCCGCAACACGCUUGCCCUGCUGGUGUUCAAGGAGAAAGCGGCCGCUCAGAAGGCUUGUGAGGAGAAGGAUGGUUCGAUGCUGAAUGAUCGUCGGCUUCGCAUCCAUAUCGAAUACAUUACCAUCCGGUACACCAAGAAGGACGUGAUUGUGGCCGUCUUGGACGAUGAUAUGACCGAGGAGAAGCUGUACGAUCGCGUCAAGGAGCACUGCGAGGUAACGCAGGUGUUCAUUUUCCAUCCGCUCGGCUACGUGCACCUUGGCAAGGAUGUCGAUAAGGCAGCGGUGCUGGAAAAGCUGAACGCCGGCGGGCUGAAGGCGUACGACGUGAAUGGGCGCGAUCAGAACCAGCACGUCGACCUGUGGCGUGCGGCCAAGCUGUUCUUCCGCAACCGCAACCGGGUGCAGCUGCUGAACAUACCCCAGAAGUGGGUAGAAAAUACGGAAGAGCUGAAGAAGGCUUGCUCCGAGGCGGGCACCAUUACCGAGGCCAUCGCUAAUAACGUCAGCCAGGGAUCGUCCAACUAUUACGCGCGCAUUUUCUUCGAAACGGAGGAGCAGGCGGCGAAGGCAGCCGAACUGCUGAACGGCAAAGUGUUCGAAGGCAAGCGCAUCCACGCACUGCAUCUGUCAUCCGCGCUGCUGCCAAACUACAAAACGUCCGUUUAUGUGGCGCCGCUGGAGCGCACUGUCACCGAGGAGGAAGUGUACGAGCAUUUCAAGCAGUUCGGUGAUAUCGAUUUCGUCAACCGGCGCAACUGUGGAGAAAAUGCCAUCGUUUGCUACAAGACGUCGGAGGCGGCAGAGAAAGCGCUUGCCUGCACCACCUUCCCGGCACCGACCGAAGCCAACAAGGAGGCCACCAAGACGGUCACCGUCUUGCGGUACGAUGGGCCGCUGGUGCUGCGUGCCACAAGCGUGAAGCGUAAGGCAGCUAGCGGCACCGCCAAGGGUGCGACCGGUGAAGGCAAGACGCGUGAGUCUCGCCCGGCAGGUGGUUCGGAUCGCGAAAAGUCGCACAAGGACAUCCUGCAGAAGCUGCAGGCGUUCUACCCGGUGUACGUGUCGAACAUUCCGUUCAGCUGCCCGGCGCACGUCAUCCGUGAAUUCUUCUCCGGGGCCGGUGGUGAGGUGAAGUUUAUCUUCUCGCCCCAGCACUACCAUCCGUACCGGCUGAGCUCCCCGCAACCGGUCAAGACGGCGAUGGUGUACUACACGCGCCGCAGCGACAUGCUGAACGCGAUCAAGCAGCUGGAUAAGAAGAUGCUGAACAAUCAGCACCUGCACGUGCUGCCCGGACGCGGAGACUGCAACUUCAGCCAGCAGAAAACGGUAAAGCUGUCCAAGAUCACUGAAUCCCUGUCGGAGGACGCCAUUUUCCGCAAGAUGCGUCCGCUAGGUAAAGUUGUACGUUUGACCAAAAAGAAUCGCUCACUGGCAUUUGUCGAAUUUGCCGACGCUGCCGAUGUUGAGAAGGUCUUGAAAAUGAAGCCGGACGAGCUGGCGAUCAAUUGUGUCUAUUCGAAGAUCACGAAGGACGUCAGCCGCCGGCUGUACAACGAGUCCGAUCCUCGCAUUCUGGGUACGAUCGUGCGCUUGCUGCGCCGCAACCCGAAGAUGCUGAACAAGACCACCGGGGCCGGUCCACUUAUGGGCGGCAAUACUGCCGUUGGCGGUGGUCCCGGUGGAUUCGGUGGUGGCAAACGCCCUCGCAUGAAUGGUCCGCCUGGUGGUUUCGGCAAUGUGCCUCCCUUCAAUCCGAAUGCCGGAGGCAAUAACCUUAAUAACAACCAAGCCAUCCAGGACCUGCUGCGCCUGGCGUUCAUGUCUGGCAAGAACGUUGGCGAAAGUUUGGCCGCCGGCGGUGGCAAUGUUGGUGGCAAUCAGGGCCCCAACCGCGGUGGCGGCGGCGGCGGUUCUUUCAAUAAUGCCGAUCCUCCAAUUUCUAACCAGGGCGGCGGCAACAAUGCCUUCGGUGGUGGUGACGGUGGCUUCGGCGCCGGCGGCGGCGGCGGUGGUGGCGGCCGCAAUAUGAACAAUCGUAAUCAGAACAUGAACUUCCGCGGUGGUAACCGCAACAAUCAGAACAACAACGUCGGUGGCAAUCGAGGCCUCGGCAACAACAGCAACAACAAUGCUGGUGGUAACAAUAAUUUCGGCAACCAGAACCAGAGCGGUGGUGGUAGUGGGCCACGUGGCAGCGGCGGUGCGCUCGGUGGUGGUGGUGGCAACAACAACAGCGGUGGUGGUAUGAUGAACAACCGCAACAUGAAUAACAUGAACAACCGCAACAAUAGCAACAAUAUGAAUAUGAACAACAAGCGCACCGGGGGCAACAACAAUCUGCCGCAGCAGAAUGCCGCCCUCCCGGCUGGCGGCGUUGCUGCCGCCGUCGGUGGAGGCAAUAUGAACAAGGGCGGUGGCAUGCGGGGCAACAACAAUCAGGGCAUGGGUGGAGGUGGCAGUGGAAUGGGCAGCGGUGGGGGUGGUAACAUGAACAUGAACCGUUCGAACAAUAGUAUGGGCGGCGGCAGCGGUAUGGGUGGGGGUAACAACCGCAACAAUCGCAACAACUUCAACGACACCAGCUCGUUUGGCGGUGUCGGCGGUGGCAAUAGUAACUCGUUCGGCGGUGGUAACAACAACUUCUCGAACGACAACUUUGGCGGUGGUCGUAACAACGACAACAGCUAUUCGAACGACAACUUUGGCGGUGGACGUAACGAUAGUUACUCCAGCGAUAGUAACUUUGGCGGUAAUAGCGGCGGCGGCGGCGGAGGCCGUAACAAUUUUGGUGGCAAUCGCAACAACGAUAGCUACGGUAGCAACCGCAACGAUAACUUCGGCGGUAGUGGUGGCGGUAGCUCCAACUUUGGAGGCGGCAACGCGUUCGGCAACAACAGUCGCUUUAGCAACGACAAUGAUGGCCCGUUCAGUGGCAACAGCGGCGGCAAUGCCGUUGGCGGUAACAAUUCCUUCGGUGCGAAUAACCGCGGCAACAAUUCGUCCAACAGCCGCUUCAGUGAUGAUAACAUUGGCGGCGGCGGUUACGGCGGUGGUGGCAACACCAGCAACCGCGGGGGCAAUUUUAACGACAGCGGCAACAACUUUGGUGGCAACAACCGCGGCAGCGGUGGCAACCAGAAGCCCCAGGGUCUGUUCAACCUCGGUGGAGGUGGUGGCUCCGGAGGUGGAAACCUCGGCGGAAGCGGCAACAUGUCGUACAAUAACAAUUUCGGCGGAGGCAACUCGAACAAUUCGGGUGGCAACAAUUUCCGCAACAACGACAACAACAAGGGAGGCUGGAACAGCAACAACAGUGGGCUGGGUGGUGGCCGAUCAAACAACAACCAGGACAAUAUCGGUCGCCUGGCGGGUAGUCUGUUCAGUCGCCGCUUUUAAGCUAAAUAACGUGUGUCGCGCUUUUUGUUGAUGCGAAAAGGCGUUUUUGAAAUAAUAGUUGGUGGUGUUGGUAGCUUGUCCCGCUACGAGCCACGAAGAGGGUGAGCGCAGUGUGUUUUCGAACACACAUACAUAUACGUGCGUGCGUAAGUACCGAUAUAUGAUCUUGACCCAGCACAUGCAUCUGCUGCUAUUUUCUCUUAAGAAUCCUUGACAAACAAAAAUAGUUCAAAGUUGAGAGAUGUUCCGCAAAAUUACCACCCUUCACCAAUAAAGCCCUAACCAACGUGCUACACCCCACCAACGAUAAGAAACUGCCAACAUUCAGGGUGAAUGUUGUUGCCCAGUAGAGUAGGGUUUAAGUUAAGAGAUGUCGACAUAUUUGAUACGAUCGUGAGAUAUCCAUGGUGUAUCAAUUUUUCAGAUAGAUUGAAUUACUUUCUCCCCCCCCCCCCCGUGUAUUAUGUUCAUGCGCCCGCUUAGUUCAUAAUUCUAACGCCGAUGUAACUAGCUUGUUUUACCAGUUUAAUUGUGAACAGAAUUUAUUUAUUUGUAACUCGACAGUUCGCAGUUUGGCACCUCCUUUAGGAGCACUCUUCCAUUUAUUGUUUUGUUUAGCAUUGACGGAAGAGGAAAAUCCUUCCCUCUUGUACUGUCGGACAUGCAAAUUUUUAACUAAACUCAUUUUAUGUAAGGUAUAUAUCGUAGGCAGUGCACAGAUACUUAGGAUUAAUUGGAUACAUGAUUAAGGCAAACCGCACGCGCGAAGGAGACUACCAAGCUAAACUAGGAUUACAUGUUUCACCUUAACAUUACAUUCUUUAGAAAUGUAUUUGAAAUGAAAUGCGCUUCACAAGUAGUAAAUCGAGCUAGGAAUGAUGCAAAUACAUGAUAACAAAGAAGUCGAUUCGUGAUUGGUUUUGUGGCACUAGUGUACGAGAGACAGAGAAAGAGCUUGAUGUGCUGUGCUGUGCGAUGUGGUGGCUGGCGUUACGCUCCACCAUUAUUUAACACUUUAUUCUACAACUUCUGAUUCGUCGUCGCAAAAGUGUAUCACCUUUGUAGUAUGACAGGCGACGAAACGGUUUUACACCGACUCAAACCUUUAGUGAUCUUUUUAACACUGUUUUGUAGUGAUGCUUGAAAAAUAGACUCAUAUUUUCUUUGCCUUUCCUGCUGAUUGGUUGGUUGAAUAGUUCCAAAGCACAGAGGAUCGCUGAUAACUACAAUCUAAAACGAAAUUCAUAACAGUUUGAAUGAGUCAACCGCAAAUAAAGAAGUGUAUCAUUUACGAGGCAACUGCAUGAUCAGCUGCAGCUGCUGCAUGAAUUCAAUGCACGCACAUUGCCCCCGAUCCGUACAGCAAACGAUGGUAAAUAAUAGCUGUUCUCUUGCGAACUUAGCACGUUUUUUUUUGUAAAUAAUAGUUCGGCACUCAAACUUAGCAUCGGGUUUGAAUAAACCACAACGUGUGUAAAAAAUUCACCUGAUAAUGGUUUUUAUUAAAACACAUUAUCAAUUUUCUUGAACAUGUUUAACAAGCACCACAUCCACACAAGAUCGUACUGCAAUUAGCCCAAAAGCUUCAAUCACAGCUUGGUCGAUCGUACUAAGUGUAGAAAUAUGCAUUGUGUAUUAUUCCAGAAUAAUUGGAAUAAGUUAUAACGGGGCACAUAUUUAGAGUCUCUCAGUUCAAAGCACUUAGUAGAAGAGAGACCGACCAAUAACCUCUGUUGCUAGCGGGCGGUCCCAGCCAAAUACAUUCGCUCUUGAAUUGUGUGUAUUGUGCAUCAUAUUUGGCAAGAAAGUUAGGUGGUUUGCGCAUGUCAUAACAGAAUCGAUUUAUAAAUAGUGAAAAACAUGUACAACAACAAGAUCAGUCAGUGUCAGUCAGUCCAUCUCGAGUGUACACCACGUGUAUGUUGACUAUCGGCUGGUGUGUAUCGGCACACGUGUUCUUUUUCCCUGAGACAGUACCGACAUCGUUGCCAAUUGAUAGGCGCGCGCAUAAGUGUGGAACGGUAAAUAUGAUUGUGUCGUGGAAUGAUUGAAAAGCAUGAUGGUAUUUAUAAUUAAAAUAAUAUGCUCAAACCCGACGCAACUACUUCGUGCGGCGUUUCUGCUAAAAGAAGAAGAGGAGAGAACACACGGAUGCUAAUUCCUAGCAGAAAAGCAAACCCCGUAAGCUAAUACAA